CCCCCCCCCCCCCCCCCCGGCGUUGUUCCUCCCCCACCUCCACCUCCUUUACUUAAUGGAACAACUGGUGGACCCCCUCCUCCUCCUCCUCCACCCGCAAUAGGAGGACCGGGGUUUCCACCUCCACCGCCUCCUGUAAGAGGUGCAUCCCCUCUUCCCAACCAAAAUGAACAGAUAAUGCUACCUCAACAAGACACCCCUAAGCCUAAGAACAAAAUGAAAACUCUGAACUGGAACAAGAUCCCCAGUAACAAAGUUGUCGGUAAGAAGAACCUGUGGACUUUAGUGGCCAAGACACACGACAGUAGUUUAAAUAAUCUGGACUUUGACGUAAUGGAAGGACUGUUCUGUCAGCAAAGCAGCGCCGCAACUAACGUGAACGGCCAAGCCUCUCCAAGACUGGGUGCCCGAGAUGUCACGGAUAGCUUGGAAAAAAGAAAGAAGGAACCCCAAGAGAUAAACCUGCUGGAUGGUAAAAGAAGUCUAAACGUCAACAUCUUUUUGAAACAGUUCCGUAG
This is a messenger RNA of Limulus polyphemus (Atlantic horseshoe crab), 518 nucleotides long. RefSeq names its product inverted formin-2-like. NCBI's taxonomy places the organism in Eukaryota, Metazoa, Arthropoda, Merostomata, Xiphosura, Limulidae. The transcript has 2 exons. The annotation marks the transcript as partial. The record is from RefSeq and is a predicted model, not a curated record.